UUCUGGCUCCUCAUGUCCAGUUAAAGGAUCAAGAGGAAGCGACGAAGCUUUAAAUCCUUUAAAUAACAUGCCUAUGUCUCUUUCUUCUGAAAAAGCUCCAGGUCAAAGAAUCACAUUAUCCACUCAAAGAACCAUCUCUUCUAUCCCUAGAGGUGAAACUGAAAGUCAUGGUUUAUGGGAAUAUCCAUCUCCUCAACAAAUGUUAAAUGCAAUGUUAAGGAAGGGUAAAGGGGAUGGUAUACCCGAAGAUGCUGUUGAAUCUAUGGUUGAUAUUCAUAAUUUCUUGAAUGAAGCAGCUUGGCAACAGAUUUUAGAAUGGGAACUGAGAUAUACCAAGACAACAAAAAUUGAACCUAGAUUAAAAAAGUUUACUGGUAGACCUGAUGAUAUGUCUCCUAGAGCUAGAAUGUAUUUAUGGUUAGGUCAAUUAUUCCCGGAAACAUUUAAUACCGAACCACCGUUCGAUAGGCAUGAUUGGACUGUCUUGAGGUCACAAGGUAGAAAUAAAGAUUGGCAAGAAGUGAGAUAUGUUAUAGAUUAUUAUUCUGCGCCCGAUGAUGAAGAAACUGGAAUGCCUGCUUUCACUUUGGAUACUCGUCCUGCAUUGGACAAUUUCGGAAACGCUUCUGAUAGAUUCACACACUGGGCUUAUCCUUUGUGGAAGAGGGCUAUGGGCGAAUUCGAUGACCUUAAGUAG
Messenger RNA from Hemisphaericaspora subhashii, 697 nucleotides. It is a transcript of the gene CYC3, whose product is annotated as holocytochrome c synthase. Lineage: Eukaryota; Fungi; Ascomycota; Pichiomycetes; Serinales; Debaryomycetaceae. Gene Ontology annotation, molecular function: holocytochrome-c synthase activity. The annotation marks the transcript as partial. Gene Ontology annotation, cellular component: mitochondrion. The record is from RefSeq and is a predicted model, not a curated record. The transcript has a single exon. Gene Ontology annotation, biological process: cytochrome c-heme linkage.